UAGGUGCAUUCGUGAGUGACUGUUGUUAUGGUUGCUUGACCAGACAAAACAAUUUGAUGUACUGUUUUGUAUAUUUGUUGCAUUCAAAAGAAGUAUGGAGCUUUCCGGAGUUGUUCAAAACGAAUUGCGAAAUUUAACAAAACUGGAUAAUGCUACAAAGGUGAUCAACAAAGCCUUCGAGACAAUAGUGAAUCCUGCAAAAGAACCUAUCGCCGGAAGUGAGCAAUAUGCUUUAGCGACGGUACUAGUGUUGGCCUGCAAGUACGACUAUGAUGACCAACAGUUGCGUGAAUUACUCGAACGAUACAUCUUGAAUGUAGAUAUCGUCGAGAGAAUAGUGACAAAAUAUUCGCUAUUUCGUGAUACAUACACCCCAAAGAAUGCAGAAUACGGUAUAGCGCUGCCCCAUGUAACCGAUGCUAAUUGGACGCUCCGUUCUGAUUUAUCAUCCUCGAGUUAUUCCGUAUCGGCUGGAAAUCUCAGCUUUAGCAUCGAACUAGAGUCAUUCAACCGUGACAGAAAUGAAAAAGAGCCUGCCAUACGAUUCACAUGUACACCGGAAGAACUGCAAUUGUUUAUCAAUAAAUUGAAGGAUAUAGAAUUGAAUUGCGAUAAACUCGCAAAACAGUAAUAUCGAUAGAAUUUGCCAUCAAUUAAUGAUAAUAUUCACUCUUCCUGCGCACCUGUAUUAUUUUUACGAAAAUAGACAACCUGCUAUUACUGAUUUAAA
Messenger RNA from Aedes albopictus (Asian tiger mosquito), 730 nucleotides. Its product is annotated as COMM domain-containing protein 3. The transcript is spliced from 2 exons. The coding region runs from base 95 to 631 and encodes 178 amino acids. Gene Ontology annotation, biological process: sodium ion transport. The record is from RefSeq and is a predicted model, not a curated record. Lineage: Eukaryota; Metazoa; Arthropoda; Insecta; Diptera; Culicidae.